CAUUUCACGGUAGACGGUGUAAUUAUUGCGGCGUGUUCCGCUGUAUACACGAAGGAGGAGGAGCAGCAGCAGCAACAACGUGUGUGUCAAGUGUCAGUCUCCUGCCCUGUGCAGACAACAGCCCGGACGCGCUGCGGUAAUUGGCUGAGACCGUGGGGUGUUUUGUCCCUUACCGGCUCUCGUUAGGGGAGAUGGGAGAGGGCAUGUCCAAGAGGCUGAGGCUGCAUUUCGGUGGGGAAGCGGAGAUGGAGGAGCGGUCGUUUAUCAACCCCUACCCCAACUACCGACCACAACAGCCUGCAACAGGGACUGGGGAUCAAGAGGUAGAACCGGAGCAAGGGGCGCAAUCCUCGGAGGAGGUGGACCUACCGUUUGACAGAGAUGGGAAGAUUACUAGUAACUUUUCCAGACGUGUCAAUGCAAAAAUUAGCGACUUGCUUCAGCAGAUGGAAGAAGGACUGAAGACCACAGACCCCCAUGACUGCUCUGCAUAUACUGGCUAUACAGGCAUAGCUCUGCUGUACCUACAGCUGUACAGGGCCACCCAAGAGCAAUCCCAUCUGCAGCGCUCUCUGGACUAUGUGAAACGGAUCCUCCGGAACCUGAACGGAAGAAGGGUCAGCUUCCUCUGUGGGGAUGCUGGACCUCUUGCGGUGGGAGCUGUGGUGCAUCACAAAUUGCAAAACCAAGCCGAAUCAAAGGACUGCAUCACAAAGCUGCUGCAGUUGCACAGUGGUGUGGUCAGCACAGACUCCGAGCUGCCAGAUGAGCUACUCUAUGGUAGAGCUGGCUACCUGUAUGCAUUGCUCUAUGUAAACACAGAGAUCGGGCCUGACACUGUACCUGAGGCUACAAUCAAAGAGCUUGUAGAUGCUAUUAUUGAAUCUGGUAAAAACUUGUCAAAAGAGGAACACAAAGCAGAGCGUUGUCCCUUGCUGUACCAGUGGCAUAAGAAGCAGUAUGUGGGAGCAGCACACGGACUAGCUGGGAUCUACUACAUGUUGAUGCAGCCACUAUCCAAAGUGGAUCAAGAAACUUUAACUGAGCUGGUAAAGCCGAGCAUAGACUAUGUACGUCAUAAGAAAUUCCGAUCUGGAAACUAUCCCUCGUCCCUAAGCAAUGAAACAGACCGGCUGGUGCAUUGGUGCCAUGGAGCACCAGGAGUUAUACACAUGCUGCUUCAAGCUUACAAGGUUUUCAAAGAAGAGAAGUACCUAAAAGAUGCCAUGGAAUGCAGUGAUGUCAUAUGGCAGAGGGGGCUUCUGAGAAAGGGCUAUGGCAUCUGUCACGGGACCGCCGGGAAUGGAUAUUCUUUUCUGUCUCUCUAUAAUCACACCCAGGAUAAGAAGUAUCUCUACAGGGCGUGUAAGUUUGCUGAGUGGUGCUUAGAUUAUGGGAAGCAUGGAUGUCGUAUCCCCGAUAGGCCGUACUCACUGUUUGAAGGCAUGGCUGGCACUAUCCACUUCCUUUCUGACAUGUUGAGACCAGAGAUGUCACGCUUCCCUGCAUUUGAACUUUGAUCUCUUGCCAGGGACGAUUGCCAAGGUUGUACGCUUGCGUGCUUUUCAGAAGACUCACUUGAGCAGGUGUCGGUUUUGCGUUCCUCUCCCUAAGCUGCCUGCUUUAACACCUCACCACAAAUCGAGUCUUAACGCAAAGGUUACGACAGAUGUCUGGCUCCCACACGCACCAAGAGCUUUUCGGUUUUGCUACGCGUGGACGCCUAUUUUACGUUUUUUCAAGUUAUGUUUCUCGAUGCCUUUAGUUCAAGAAAUAUGCACCGUUCUCACCUUUCGCUCAGCGUGCGAUAUUCUGAAAAAAACUGGUAGCGUUGUAUGAUUGUCACGUGUGGUGCAAUUCAUUUGCAAACUGGGAUAUUCAGGAGGCUUCACAAUAUUUCAAAAUAAUAGUCAAACAUCCAUCGAAGGCAGUUUUGUUAAUGCACUUAAUGAAUAAAUAAAAUGUAUAGUGAA
This is a messenger RNA of Spea bombifrons (plains spadefoot toad), 1973 nucleotides long. RefSeq names its product LanC like glutathione S-transferase 2 (gene LANCL2). Bases 192 to 1520 code for a protein of 442 amino acids. Gene Ontology annotation, cellular component: plasma membrane. NCBI's taxonomy places the organism in Eukaryota, Metazoa, Chordata, Amphibia, Anura, Pelobatidae. The record is from RefSeq and is a predicted model, not a curated record. Gene Ontology annotation, biological process: peptide modification; carbohydrate metabolic process. The transcript is spliced from 9 exons.